AUGAAGAUUACAAAGGUGCUAGUAACAUUGGCUAUUUUAGUAGCCCUGAAUUUACUCACACCAUGCACAUGUAAGAAUGUACAUCUAGAAAAAAUGAAAGCAGAAUUAGACGUAGUCGAUAAAAAUGUGAGGAAAAAGCAUUUCAAAAAGAAGUUUAUCAUCUCUUCAGUAGUUAUAGGAGUAGCCAUUUUGGUAAAUGUACUAGCUGCAAUAGGAUACUAUAAUUAUAAGAAAAAGGAACAAUGUCAGCAUGAACACAAUAAUCACGCUCAGCAAUCUGAAAUGAACGUACCUGUAAAUAAUCGUGCCAAGCUAACUAAAGAAAUUAUUGACGAAGUAAAUCGAAUGUCGGAAAAAAAUAUGGCCGAAGAAUUCAAGUCUGGAAGACCAUAUUAUCCAAAGCUCAAGGAUGUUAUGCUCAACAUUGAAAAUGAAGUCAAAAGGAGAAACGAAAAGUUAGAUAGGUAUAACAUUUCAGACAUGUCUUACGAUAUUUUCAGAAACCUUUAUCAUAUAUCUGAACUGUGGAAGAAAAACCCAAACUUAAUCCCAUCCAAUAAGUAA
Plasmodium knowlesi strain H is the source of this 564-nucleotide messenger RNA. RefSeq names its product early transcribed membrane protein. The transcript has a single exon. Bases 1 to 564 code for a protein of 187 amino acids. The record is from RefSeq and is a predicted model, not a curated record. NCBI's taxonomy places the organism in Eukaryota, Apicomplexa, Aconoidasida, Haemosporida, Plasmodiidae.